AUGCUACGGCCCACAGAGAAUGGCGAGCGGUACGAGCUCACCAGUCCUACGGAAAUGCCCAAAGCUGGUGCAUUUCUUUGGAACCAGCGCAUGAUGAUACAGGUUACUUGCCGUGGAUUUGCGACCGCUCAGUUUAUGCAGCCUGAGCCCGCCAAGUACGCCUACGCACCAAAUCUUGAAGCCAAGACCUUUAUGCAACCGGAGCAGAACUACUACGCUCAUCAUCCAGGCCGCUUCGUCUAUAUCAAAGAUGAGGAAAGCGGCGAGCUUUUUGCGGCACCUUACGAGCCAGUAAGAGCAAAGCCUGAUCGAUUCACUUUUGAUGUUGGCAAAAGCGACAUCAGGUGGACUGUAGAGAAACUUGGCAUUCGCGUUGAGAUGGUCUUUCUUCUUCCUACAGAUCACGUUGCUGAGUUAUGGAGUAUCAAAGUCACAAACAUAUCCGACCGUAAACGGAAGAUUAGUGUCUACCCCUAUUUUCCUUUUGGCUACAUGUCCUGGAUGAACCAAGAAGCAGAGUGGAAUGAGAAGGUUGGAGGCGUUGUCGGAAGCUGCAAGACGCCGUAUCAGAAAGCCGAAGACUACCCCAAAACAAAGUACCUCAAGGACAAGACGUAUUUCCUAUGCGAGACGAAACCAGUGGCCUGGGAAGCCAGACAAGAGUCUUUUGAGGGUGAGGGAGGAUUACAAUCACCGUCAUCGAUAAUGGGUUCGCAGCUUACAAACAGCGAUGCUCGUUACGAGACGCCAACUGCAGCCGUACAGUACCGGCCUGAACUAGACAAGGGCGAGAGCAAAGAUUACAGGUUUCUGUUUGGUCCCGCGUACGACGAAGCCGAGAUCAUCGACAUGCGCAGCAAGUACCUCAGUAAGACGGCCUUUGCCCAAGCCACGAAAGACUACGAAGACUAUAUCCAACGAGGUAGCGGCUGCCUCCGCCUAGAGACCCCGGACAAGAGCCUUGAUAACCUAGUGAACAACUGGUUGCCACGUCAAUUAUACUACCACGGUGAUGUGAACCGUCUUACAACUGAUCCUCAGACCCGAAACUAUCUGCAAGACAAUAUGGGAAUGAGCUUCAUAAAGCCAGAAGUUGCUCGAGCAGCCAUUCUCACUGCAGUCGGCCAACAAGAAAAGAAUGGUUCCAUGCCGGAUGGCAUCCUGCUGGCCAAGGGCGCGGUCCUCAAAUACAUCAACCAAAUCCCCCACACUGACCACUGUGUAUGGCUUCCUAUCGCUCUCGAAAUCUACUUGAGCGAGACGGGAGACUACGAGGUUCUGGAUGAAAAGGUCACAAGCAUGUAUGGCGAUACAUAUACUGUUUUCGAACGUUUCAGCCGCGCUAUGGAUUGGCUUCUCUCUUCCAACGCACGCGAUAACCGUGGCCUAUCAUAUAUCGCGCAAGGUGACUGGUGCGAUCCCAUGAACAUGGUUGGUCCCAAAGGUGUCGGUGUAUCUGGCUGGCUCACUGUAGCUACUGCUUAUGCCGUGAACCUCUGGGCACAAGUCUGUGAGGACGCUGGCAAACCUGACAUGGCAAAGAAGUACCGCACUGGGGCAGAACAGGUGAACAAGUCAGCCAAUGAGCAUCUCUGGGACGGCGACUGGUACGCACGCGGAAUCACUGACGACAAUGUCACGUUUGGCAUCAAGGACGACAAAGAAGGACGUAUCUGGCUGAACCCUCAAGCGUGGUCUAUUCUUGGUGGUGCUGCCUCACAAGAGCAGAUUGCAAAAAUGCUACCACAGAUUGACGAGCAGCUGGCGACACCCUACGGCGUGGUCAUGUUUGGUCCUCCAUUCACUGCCAUGCGCGAAGACGUUGGCCGAGUGACGCAAAAGUAUCCCGGACAGGGCGAGAACGGAUCUGUAUACAACCACGCCGCCGCUUUCUACGCUUGGGCACUCUACACCAUCGGCGAUGUCGACCGUGCAUACACUACAUUACGCGCUAUGAUCCCUGGUCCCGAUGAAGAGGACUUAAUCCGCCGCGGCCAGCUCCCCAUCUUCAUCCCCAACUACUACCGUGGCGGAUACGGAAUCAAGCAUCUGGACCGUACCGCAGGACGCUCAAGUCAGCUUUUCAACACCGGUACUGUCAGCUGGGCAUACAGAUGUUUCAUCGAGGGCCUAUGUGGCCUGCGAGGUGUCAAAGACGGACUAAAGGUUGACCCGAAAAUGCCAAGUGAUUGGGAUGACAUGAAAGUCCGAAGAGAAUUCCGAGGCGCGGUAUUCGACGUAGAAAUCAAGAGAGGAGGUUCAGAAAGCGUCAAAGUGACCGUUGACGGUAGUGGUAUUACUGGAAAUGUCAUCACAAAUGUUGAAAAGGGCCGCACGUACAAGGUACAAGUCGAUGUUCCGAGGGAAAUAGAAUGA
Molecule: messenger RNA, 2376 nt
Organism: Exserohilum turcica Et28A
Lineage: Eukaryota; Fungi; Ascomycota; Dothideomycetes; Pleosporales; Pleosporaceae
Product: glycoside hydrolase family 94 protein
Exons: 2
Coding region: 1-2376 (791 amino acids)
Biological process (GO): cellulose catabolic process
Molecular function (GO): carbohydrate binding; hexosyltransferase activity
Source: RefSeq, a predicted model, not a curated record